AUGGAUGCUCAUCAUCACUUCCAACCAAACACUUCCCUGAACUUGAGCCUUCAUCAGCAGCCAAUGGAGCAUCAUGACUACUAUGGCGGCCAAGUAGUGAAUCUCGACCUCGUCCUCGACCCUUGUAACUUGACCUCAUCUUCCUCCAUCGCCACUUCGUGGCCACGAGCUGGUCCGGCUCAACAUCAGGAGGCGCGCGUGUUCUCGUGCAACUACUGCCAGCGUAAGUUCUACAGCUCGCAGGCACUGGGCGGCCACCAGAACGCCCACAAGCUGGAGCGCACCCUCGCCAACAAGACUCGCCACAUCAUCAACACCACCACCAGCUCAUCAACCACCGCGGCUCAUCAUUCUGCUGCUGCUGCUGGUGGAGCCAAGAGGGGAGCUACUAAUUCUAAUUACAGUUCGACCUCCUCUGCUACUGCUCCAUGGAGCAGAAGCAGCCACGUGCAGCAGAGACCAGGACAUUACGAAGAAGAUCAACAAGGGAAUUUCCCGACUGAUCGUGAUCGAAAUUCGUGGUACGUGUCGUCGAUGGGGUACAGAGAGAGUCAUGUUGAGGAAGAGUUCAGCACCCACCUUGACUUGUCCUUGAGACUUUAA
Linum tenue is the source of this 603-nucleotide messenger RNA. The record is from the annotation of a GenBank genome assembly. Lineage: Eukaryota; Viridiplantae; Streptophyta; Magnoliopsida; Malpighiales; Linaceae.